AUGUGGGUCGUAGAAAUCGAAAAUGUACGAAAACGUGCGCGUGCAGAUUUGAUUCAAAUUCAAAUCGCAUAUUUAUUUGCGUUACGUUUACGACGACGAUUCAGUGAGCAGAAUAAAGAUAGAGCAAGGAAAUUGAGGCGAGUUGAAGUGAGUAAUUUCGAUAGUGAGGCAGAUGAUGAUUUUGAUGAUGAUGACUGUAAUGAUAAAAAUGAUUGA
This is a messenger RNA of Anisakis simplex (herring worm), 216 nucleotides long. The record is from the annotation of a GenBank genome assembly. NCBI's taxonomy places the organism in Eukaryota, Metazoa, Nematoda, Chromadorea, Rhabditida, Anisakidae.